Messenger RNA from Gryllus bimaculatus (two-spotted cricket), 3131 nucleotides. The record is from the annotation of a GenBank genome assembly. Lineage: Eukaryota; Metazoa; Arthropoda; Insecta; Orthoptera; Gryllidae.
UUUCUUGCAUUUUCUUUUCUUUCAUCAGAUGCUUUUUAAUGAGGAAAGUGAGACGCAUCCAAUUGUCAUUCUCACAGAUACAUUAUUUCAUACACUUAAAACAGUGAUAGAAUUUGUAUACUGUGGAAAAGCAGAGAUUCCAGCCAACCAGUUUGAUGCGUUUUUGGAACUUGCUGUGUCUCUACAGAUUAAAGGCCUGAAUAAUUCUUUUAAGAAAGAUAGAAAAACUGGUAUUGACAACAGUGUUGAUGAAAAUUCUCUUCAGUAUCCAUCCAGUGUUACCCAAGACACCUUUGAAAUUAGAAGCACUAGGACAAGUCAAGAAGACAGCUCCUCCAUUACUUCAGCGAAGCAUUUUUUUCACCUUUCAUGUGGCUCCAAAGACACAAUGCAGACUGAUUCUUCAGUUCCAGUUAAAGGGUGCAGUGACGCUUGCAAGAUGGUGCAAUCAAGAGCAGUGGUGAUGUCUCAGCCUGAUUAUGAGAGUUGUGCAAUGCGUAAUGAUUUGAAUGUUUCUAUUAACACAGAGAUAAAUGUGAAAUGUGAACCAUUAUGUUCUGAAUAUGAAGAUUUAGAAACAAAAAACGCAGUGUCAGUUCAUCAGAGUAGUCCAGUGCAAAAAAAUCCUGAGAUGCUGAUAAACACAGAAAUAAGUGUGAAACGUGAACCACUUCAUUCUGAAAUUGAAUUAUUAGUGACAAAAAACAAGAUAUUAGGUGAUGUAAAUCAGGAAGAUCCCAUGUCUGCAAAUAUUGGGAGUGAAUUAAAUGAUAAAUCUUCUCCACCAUUUGAUCGGGAUUUAAACCAAUAUUCCUGUGGUAGGGGUUCUGUCCAUGAGGUUGGAAAUUCAGCUUUGGGGAUACCACUGCAACAAAGACAACACGUUUCUCAUCUGCCCUGCGAGUUGCCUCCACCUGAGCUGGCUGAAGAAUGUGACUCAUUGCCUCCUCAACAUUUGGUGCCAAAGUGUGAAAAAACAGAUAUACAGAGUGAAGAAUCCAUGGGAGCACAAGAUUUGGCUGGAGAUGAGGCUGAUAAAAUGGAUGAGGAAAUAGAAUAUCCAUUUGAACAAAAGUUCAACCCAGACUCCAACGGAGAGUACAUCCUACCUGACGAAGAGCUGUCGCCGCAGCGGCGAAAUGGACGAUGGCAGAGGACGAUGGAGGAGCAGGAGCCUGCGCCCGAAGAGACUCUCACUCUGUCGGGCAGACACAACAGCAGGCGCACGGGAGAGCGCCCUUACGCACGCGACGAGUGCAAGGAGGCUUUGGCUCAACCAGCCCACCGCCCCACGCAUGGGCACACUGACACAGAAGAGAGCCUCUAUCAUUGCGAUAUGUGUGGAAAGGCUUUCAAUCAUUCAAGCUCCCUCAUCGGUCACAUGCGCUCGCACUCUGGAAAGCGUCUUUAUAAAUGCGAUGCGUGUGGAAAGACUUACAUUCACCCAACCCACCUCAGCCGUCACAAGCGCAUUCACACGGGAGAACCCACUUUUUCAUGCGACAUGUGUGGAAAGGGAUUCACCGAGUCAAGCAAGCUCACCAUUCACAAGCGCUUUCACACGGGAGAACGUCGUUAUCAAUGUGAUGUGUGUGGAAAGGCAUUUUUUACGUCAACUGACCUCACCAUCCACAAGCGCACCCACACGGGAGAACGCCCUUAUUCAUGCGUCUUAUGUGAAAAGACUUUCACUCAGUUAAACGCCCUCGACUCUCAUAAGCGCAGUCACACUGGAGAACGACCGUAUCCAUGCAGCGUGUGCGCAAAAGCUUUUUCGUCGUCAUCGAAACUUGCCCGUCAUAAGCGCAUUCACUCGAAAGAACGCCCUUAUCAAUGCGACAUGUGCGAAAAAGCUUUCAUUUUUUCGGGCCAACUGGUCCGUCACAAGCGCUUACACACUGGAGAACGCCCUUAUUCAUGCGACGUAUGUGAAAAAGCUUUCACGGCAUCAGGUGACCUCACAAGACACAGGCGCACUCACUCGGGAGAGCGUCCGUUUUCAUGCGACUUUUGUGAAAAGACUUUCACUCAGAAAAGCAACCUCGCUGUUCACAAGCGCAGUCACAAGGGAGAACGUUCGUAUCCAUGCGACGUGUGCAAAAAAUCUUUCAUUCUUGCAACCCACCUGGCGCGUCACAAGCGCACUCAUAUGGGAGAACGCCCUUAAGCAUACGUCGUGUGUCGUCGCCCUUAAACAUGCUAGUCAAACGCCCUCACCAGUCACAAGCGUUCUCACACAGCACAUCGCAUAACGCCCGUGAAAAGUGUUUUGAUGGGUGAGUUAUAAGCGUUGUCAAAAGUGUGUUGCUGCAAAUGGAGCCUCUCUUUGGAAAUAAUGUAAAUAUUUUUGACAAACUAAAAAAAGAAGUAUGCCAAGUUUGCGGCUUUUAUAGUGUAGUCAUUUAGCCUCUCAAUAACUUCACCAAUGUGACCUAGAACUCCUUCCAUCUUUAUUAUUCUGUCAUUGCUCCACCCUUCACACAGACAUACAAUCUAAUGUCUUGCAAUAAAACAUUACUAAAUAACUUAAAAAUAUUACGCGACCCGCACACUGAGAAUAUACUUUCUUUCCCUGUCUAGUUCUCUAACCCACACCUGUUGAGCCACUAAUCAAAGCCAGCAUUGCCGCUGACAGCAGCAACUCCGACCGAGAAGUCCUAGGGUUCGAUUUCCGAUGGGUUUUGGACACCUGGAUGGGUUGAAUUCGUUCGUUGUGUGAUGAUGCAUUCUAGCGGCUGUUUUCUGCGAACAUGUUUUGUCCGAUCAAUAUCAAGUGAAUGCCGGAGCACUACCAUUACAAUCGGCCAUGGGCUAAGCGCGAUCUUUCCUUCUUUUCCAUGCUAUCCUCACCUUUACAUACAGUUACGUGCAGUACACUAACAUACAUGUCGGGAGCUUUGCUCGGCCGGGAGAUAUGACGAAGGAGAAAUCUGUGGGAGGAUAUAUGUGGAAGGUGAAGCUGCAAGAGUAAAUGAACUCUGAUCCAGUGACGAAGGACCACCCCUACUGCCCGGAAUAAACAUUCCGUACAUUAACGGGACUCAUGUUCUCAGCAGUUGACGUGCUCGGAAACUCAAUUACAUCACGUUAUUUCUGCUCUCUAACGUAUCUAAUCCCUCGAGUGUUUUAAA